Cercospora beticola is the source of this 1601-nucleotide messenger RNA. RefSeq names its product TOM complex pore protein TOM40 (gene TOM40). Gene Ontology annotation, molecular function: transmembrane protein transporter activity. NCBI's taxonomy places the organism in Eukaryota, Fungi, Ascomycota, Dothideomycetes, Mycosphaerellales, Mycosphaerellaceae. Gene Ontology annotation, biological process: protein import into mitochondrial matrix. Gene Ontology annotation, cellular component: mitochondrial outer membrane translocase complex; mitochondrial outer membrane. The record is from RefSeq and is a predicted model, not a curated record.
GACAGCUUCAAGGGCCACGCGCCUCGCCUUCAUUGCAGCACGACUCCCAUUUCCACCCUCCCGUCUCCUCCCAUCCUCCAUCUCAUCUGUGCCAUUGUCGUCGCCGGUGACAGUCCAUCGCCGCAGAAGAUACAUCCCGCGAUACAGCGACCAUGGCGGCGGCACCUCCUUUGGAAAAGCCUGCGCUGCCCGCAGAGGUCGAGGUCACUCCCAUUACCCAUCUCGAGCCCAUGCGCACCAAUUCCUUCCUCGACAGCAUCCUCGACACAUACCGAUCCUUCCAAGACCGAAGGGCGGCGCUGGGACUGAGCAAUCCGGGCACCGUUGAUGGCAUUGCGCGAGAGGUGCAACGGGAUGUCUUCCUCACCAACCAGACCUUUUCCGGCCUGCGCGCCGAAUUGAACAAGAGCUUUUCCAUCUACCCUCUGUUUCAAAUAAGCCAUGCCUUCUCAAGCGGCUCUCAGAUGCUGUCGCCUUACACCUUUUUGGCUCUCUACGGCACAAACAACACACUCUGCCAAGCGCAGCUCGACUCGGAUGCCUCAUUCUCCGCGCGAUUGAACCAACGCCUGACGAACCGCCUUAUCUUCAAAUCUUCCGUACAGAUUCAGCCCGCAUCGGGAAUGAGCCCAGGUGGUGCGCAAGUGUCACUAGAGCAGGAUUACACUGGCAACGAUUUCACUGCAUCAUUGAAGAGCAUCAACCCCAGCAUUCUUGAGGGCGAGCUGACCGGCAUGUUCAUUGGUUCAUAUUUGCAGAGCGUCACUCCACGAUUGUCCCUGGGAAUGGAGACAGUGUGGUCAAAACCAGGAGGUGGAAUGGGACCAGACGCAGCAGUCAGCUAUGCGGGACGAUACAAGGCAGACGACUGGAUUGCGAGCGCGCAGCUUUUGACACAAGGCGGAGUGCAAUUGAGCUACUGGAAGAAGCUCAUGGAUAAAGUCGAGACCGGUGUCGACGUGAACUUGCAAUUCGCAGGUCUCUCCGGCGGUGGCAUGAUGGGCGGAGCACGAAAAGAGGGCGUUGCGACUUUCGGAACCAAGUAUGAGUUCUCGCGAUCCAUUUUCCGCGCACAGAUCGACAGCCAGGGCAAGCUGGGAUGUCUGUUGGAAAAGGUUGUUGCACCGCCCGUCAGGAUCACGUUCGCUGGUGAGCUGGACCACGUCAAGAACUCUGCAAAGCUCGGCCUCGCAGUUUCGAUCGAAGCAUCAGGCGAAGAACUCAUGGAGCAACAGGACUCGGUUUCUCCCGCAUCUCCACCAUUCUAAGCGCAGACGGCAAGCUCGAUCACUUGACUUUGGGUGGUCACUCUUCUCCUUGUACAAUACUCGACACAAAAGAAAUUUGUUGUUAGGAUGUCCCGAACUGCAUGUGGAUGGCAUGAACGACAAGAGCAGCCACGUGCGGCGAUAGCUACAUAUCGAUCUAGAGGGAUAUGGGAGUCCGGAUCAUGAUGCAUAGCGAGCGUGUCACGGGCGCAGCAACGACAACAGAGGCGAGGCGGAACUCGGCUGUCGUUUUGUAGUAAUUUGCGGGCUGCUCAGAUAGCAUUAGCAGCCCUUCUGUGUACAUUUACUACCAUUACAUUGCCGUUUCUCCUU